AUGGCACAAGAAAUAAAUACUCACCGUGUCUUGACUAUUGCUGGUUCUGUGGCUUUAGUUGCCUUGACAGCUUACGGUGUUUGGAAAUGGAACAAGACAGAUGUUAAGAACGAAGACGACAAGAAGAAAAAAACUAGACAGGUGGAGAAACAGUCACACCUAACAGAAGAAAAAGAAACCCUCAAGGAACUUGAGCAUAUUAUUGAGUCUGUGCAAACAGAGCCUGAGAUCGAGGAGCAAGUGGUAGUGACUGAGGUUGAAGUGGUGGAGGUGGUUGAAGCCGCCAAGGCAGAGACACCCAAGGCAAAAGAAGCCAAGGUGGAAGCACCCAAGGCGGAAGCACCCAAGGUAGAAGAAGAAGCCAAGGUAGAAGAAGCACCCAAGGUAGAAGCACCAGUGGUGGUCAAGGAAGCAGUGGUUGAACAAGUGUUGGUAGAGGCUGAACAAGUGUUGGCUGAGAUCAACAAGGUAGUGACUGAGACGGAGGCAGUUGUUACUGAGGCUAGAGAAGCUAGCAAGGAGGAAGAAGAGGAGUAUGUUGUUGUUGCAAAGAGAGAAGAGAGCCAAUCGUGUGCGACUAGUAGCACAGAGGAGACGGAUGUUUGGACACCAGAACAUGAAUCCGACAACCAUAAAAAUAAUACCCCCGAACCUACCACCACUCCCAUUACCACCACCACUCCUACUACUACUACUUCUGGUAAAGCCAACGAAGAGUACAUUUGGAAGGCUGAUGCUACUGCCACCAGCAAUACGGAGGAAGGAAAAGACUGGGCAUCUUCUACUAUUGUGAGUUGCUCCAAACUUUCAUCAGAUGCACCCGUCUUUGUACCUCGUCAACAAAUGAAGAAGAACCCCAAAAAGCGUUUAUCCCGUGCUGAAUUAAUUGAACAACAACGUCAAAACCACACACCACAUGCCAAGGCAAGAUGUAGUCACUGGCCUCGUUGUACCAACAAGAACUGUAAAUUCUGGCAUCCAUUUAGAGACUGCCGUGAGGGAGAGACUUGUCCCUUUGGUAACAAGUGUAUGUUUAUUCAUCCCUCAGAUUAUGUAGAACCACCUCGUGUUAAAAAGAAUCAAACUUCUGAUGAGGAGGAACAAUUCAUUCAACAAGAUCAAUUCCAGUUCGCAGCAUAA
Molecule: messenger RNA, 1140 nt
Organism: Mucor mucedo
Lineage: Eukaryota; Fungi; Mucoromycota; Mucoromycetes; Mucorales; Mucoraceae
Exons: 4
Coding region: 1-1140 (379 amino acids)
Molecular function (GO): metal ion binding
Source: RefSeq, a predicted model, not a curated record